Molecule: messenger RNA, 1326 nt
Organism: Nerophis lumbriciformis (worm pipefish)
Lineage: Eukaryota; Metazoa; Chordata; Actinopteri; Syngnathiformes; Syngnathidae
Source: RefSeq, a predicted model, not a curated record
AUGUCUAACCACGACUCCGUCAACAUGAAGCUUCCAGCUAUACAAUCCACGGCUGGAGCCGUGCCCGUCCGGAAUGAGAAAGGCGAGAUCUCAAUGGAGAAGGUGAAGGUAAAGAGAUACGUGUCGGGCAAGCGUCCAGACUACGCACCGAUGGAGUCAUCAGAUGAGGAAGAGGAGGAUUUCCAGUUUGUCAAAAAGGGAAAGGAAAUGGAGCCCGAGUUGGAACAGGAGGAAGAGGAUGUAUCAGACCCCCGUCUAAAGCGUUUGCUCAACCGUGUCUCUGAGGACGUGGAGGAGAGGCUUGCGAGACAUCGACAGAUAGUGGAGCCUGAAGUCGUCGCAGAGAGCAGCGAAGACUCUGAUGAAGGCACGUGGCAUCCACAACGGGAGGAGAGCAGCGAGGAUGAAGAAGAGGAAGAGGAAGAAGUUGACGAUGAGGAAAUUGAGAGGCGUCGAGCAAUGAUGCGGCAACGAGCUUUGGAACGCAAGACAGAAGAGAUGGAAGUCAUGGAGGUGGAGGAGGAAGGCAAAUCCGCGGAGGAAUCUGAAUCAGAGUCUGAAUAUGAAGAAUAUACAGAUAGUGAAGAUGAAGCGGAGCCCAGACUUAAACCAGUCUUCAUCCGCAAAAAGGACAGAGUGACGGUAGCAGAGCGGGAAGCAGAGCAGCAAAAGCAACGAGAGCUGGAGGCAGAGGCCAAGAGGCAACAGGAAGAGCGGCGACGCUACACACUGAAGAUAGUAGAAGAGGAGGCAAAGAAAGAAUUUGAGGAGAAUAGGCGCAGUCUGGCCGCUCUGGAUGCUCUCGACACGGAUGGUGAGAACGAGGAAGAGGAGUACGAAGCCUGGAAAAUUCGUGAACUGAAACGAAUUAAGAAGGACCGAGAAGCUAGAGAAGCGAUGGAGAAAGAAAAGGCAGAAAUUGAGCGAUUCCGUAAUAUGAAAGACGAGGAGCGCAGGGCUGAGCUCCGCAACAACGGUAAAGUCAUCACCAACAAAGCGUCCAAAGGCAAAUACAAGUUCCUUCAGAAGUACUACCACAGAGGAGCCUUCUUUUUGGAUGAGGAGGACGAAGUUUACAAGAGAGACUUCAGCGCACCCACUCUGGAGGAUCACUUCAACAAAACCAUUUUGCCCAAAGUCAUGCAGGUUAAAAACUUUGGGCGGUCAGGACGUACCAAGUAUACCCACUUGGUGGAUCAGGAUACCACAUCGUUUGAGUCUGCGUGGGCUCAGGAAAGUGCUCAGAACAACAAGUUCUUUAAGCAGAAGGCAGCGGGAGUAAGAGACGUGUUUGACAGACCUACUGUGAAGAGGAAGAAGACUUAA